This is a messenger RNA of Trichomonas vaginalis G3, 738 nucleotides long. RefSeq lists its product as uncharacterized. The transcript has a single exon. The record is from RefSeq and is a predicted model, not a curated record. NCBI's taxonomy places the organism in Eukaryota, Parabasalia, Trichomonadida, Trichomonadidae. Bases 1 to 738 code for a protein of 245 amino acids.
AUGUAUGUAACAUCAGAAAAUAGCAAUGCUAAACCAUUUGAGAACGCUUUAGAUGGCAGAGCUGAUACAUUUUGGGAAUCUAGAGGAACCUUAGGUGGAACAACAAGAGAAAUUUACAUUGGAUUUUAUAGGCCGUCAAGUAAACCAAACACUAACCUAACCUUCAGGCGAAUUCUUUAUCAACUAUUUAAUAGUGAUAUUGGAUGGUGGAAACAUAUUAAAAUUGUUGGAACCAAAUGUAGUGAAGAAUUUUCAAAUGUUUUGAAAGAAUUUACUAACGAAGAAAGAUUUACAUACCAAGCCGAUCUAGAUUUGGGUUCUGAGCAAUGCUACAAAUCGAUCAGAAUUGAAGUAACAAGUGCCAGUCAAAAUAAAGUUGCUGCCUCGAGAAUUGAAUUUUGGAGAGAAGAUUCUGUUCUCACUGAAGCCAGAAAACUGUUUACUGAUGGCACCUUGUCUGAAUUUUCAAAUGAAUAUAAAGAUCCUCAAAAGGUUCAGGAGUUUAUAACAAGUGUCAAUAAUCAUCCAUGUCCAUAUCUAUUCUCUGAAUACAUUUAUGCAAUAAAUGAAAUUCGUAAUGAUCCUGAAGGCGUCAAAAAGUCUGUUCAGACAAUUGAAUGCAGACCAACCCAUAAUGCAUAUUUCAACUUUGACCAUAAUACAAAUCAGCCAUCUGGCAAAUAUAUGUUAUCAGGAGAGAGAAUUUUGCAAAGAACUCAGAUGAUAGAACCAAUUUGA